Pseudonaja textilis is the source of this 2754-nucleotide messenger RNA. It is a transcript of the gene NAA16, whose product is annotated as N-alpha-acetyltransferase 16, NatA auxiliary subunit. Gene Ontology annotation, biological process: N-terminal peptidyl-methionine acetylation. The record is from RefSeq and is a predicted model, not a curated record. Gene Ontology annotation, cellular component: cytoplasm; NatA complex. Gene Ontology annotation, molecular function: protein binding. NCBI's taxonomy places the organism in Eukaryota, Metazoa, Chordata, Lepidosauria, Squamata, Elapidae.
UUCAACGAAAAAGGAAAGGGGGCCACCAUGCCUUCCGCGCCGCUGCCGCCUAAGGAAAGCAACCUUUUCAAGCGGACCGUGAAAUGUUACGAACAAAAACAGUACAAAAAUGGUCUCAAAUUCUGUAAGAUGAUCCUCUCUAAUCCAAAAUUCGCUGAACAUGGAGAGACGUUGGCCAUGAAAGGGCUGACGUUGAAUUGUUUAGGGAAGAAAGAAGACGCGUACGAAUUCGUCCGGAAAGGGCUACGGAAUGAUGUCAAAAGUCAUGUGUGUUGGCAUGUUUACGGACUCUUGCAGCGCUCCGAUAAAAAAUACGACGAAGCAAUUAAGUGCUACCGAAAUGCUCUGAAGCUGGAUAAAGACAAUCUGCAGAUCCUCAGAGACCUUUCCCUGCUGCAGAUCCAGAUGAGAGACCUCGAAGGAUAUCGAGAAACCAGAUACCAAUUACUUCAGCUCCGGCCCACUCAAAGAGCAUCCUGGAUUGGCUACGCAAUCGCGUAUCAUUUGUUAAAAGAUUACGACAUGGCCUUGAAAUUAUUAGAAGAAUUUAGGAAAACCCAACAGGUCCCCCCUAACAAAAUCGACUACGAAUAUAGUGAAUUAAUAUUGUACCAGAAUCAAGUGAUGAGAGAAGCAGAUUUCUUUCAAGAAUCAUUGGACCAUAUAGAAACUUACGAAAGGCAAAUCUGCGAUAAACUCAUGAUAGACGAGAUUAAAGGUGAAAUGUUGCUGAAUUUGGGGCGCCUGGAAGAAGCGGCUGAAAUCUAUCGGGAGCUUAUCGAUCGCAAUGCAGAAUGUUGGAGUUACUACGAGGGCCUGGAAAAAGCUCUGCAGCCACACUCUUUAGAAGAGAGGCUAGAAUUGUAUGAAGAAAUAAGCAAACAACAUCCGCGGGCUGUCUCCCCUCGAAGGCUACCUUUAAACUUCGUCACAGGUGAAAAAUUUAGAGAAUUGUUGGAUAAAUUCCUAAGGGUUAACUUCAGCAAAGGUUGCCCGCCCCUGUUUACAACUUUGAAGUCUUUGUACUACAGUACAGAAAAGAUUUCAACAAUUGAAGAGCUGGUAAUUAGUUAUGAAGCUUCUUUGAAAACCUGUCACCUGUUUAGUCCAGAUGAAAAUGGAGAGCUUGAACCGCCAACGACGCUGCUCUGGGUGCGGUAUUUCCUUGCCCAACAUUUUGACAAGCUUGGCCAAUUUUCCUUGGCAUUGGAUUACAUCAACUCUGCUGUGACGAGUACUCCGACGUUAAUAGAGCUGUUCUAUUUGAAAGCCAAAAUUUAUAAGCAUGUGGGCAACCUCAAGGAAGCGGCCAGAUGGAUGGAUGAGGCCCAGUCCUUGGAUACGGCAGACAGAUUCAUCAAUUCCAAGUGCGCAAAAUACAUGCUGAGAGCCAAUUUGGUCAAGGAAGCCGAGGAGAUGUGUUCCAAAUUCACACGGGAAGGGACUUCUGCCACGGAGAAUCUCAAUGAAAUGCAGUGUAUGUGGUUUCAGACGGAAUGCGCCCUUGCUUUUCAAAGAUUAGGAAAAUACGGGGAAGCGUUGAAACAGUGCCACGAAAUUGAGAGGCACUUCUUUGAGAUCACCGAUGACCAGUUUGACUUCCAUACCUACUGCAUGAGGAAGAUGACCUUGCGUGCCUACGUCGACCUCUUGAGGUUGGAAGACGUGCUGAGAAAACACGCCUUUUAUUUCAAGGCGGCGCGAUCAGCCAUUGAAAUUUACUUGAAGCUGCACGACAACCCCCUGGCCAGCGAGAACAAAGAGCAAGAAGUGAACUCAGAAAACCUUUCCGCCAAAGAACUGAAGAAAAUGCUCAGCAAGCAACGGCGGGCGCAGAAGAAAGCAAAGCUGGAGGAGGAGAAGAAACACGCAGAACGAGAGCGGCAGCAGAAGAGCCAGAAGAAGAAACGAGACGAAGAAGAAGAGGAGACCAGCGGCCCGAAGGAAGAAUUAGUUCCUGAGAAACUGGAAAGGGUGGAAAAUCCGUUGGAAGAGGCGAUUAAGUUCCUCAUACCACUGAAGAAUCUCGCAGCCGACAACAUAGACACCCAUCUGCUAGCCUUUGAAAUAUAUUUCAGGAAAGGAAAAUUCCUGCUAAUGCUACAGUCCAUUAAAAGGGCUUUUGCUAUUGGUGAUAACAACCCCUGGCUACAUGAAUGUUUGAUUAAAUUUUCCAAGUGCGUGUCAAAUCACAGUAAUUUGCCGGAAAUCGUGAACAAGGUUCUUACGCAAGAAAUGGAAAAGAUUUUUAUUAGCAAGGAUUUGGAAAGUUUCAACGAAGAAUUUCUCAAACGUAAUUCUACCUCCAUACGGCACCUGCUGUCAGGUGCCAAAAUGAUGUAUUUCCUGGAUAAUUCAAGGCAGGAGAAGGCAAUCGCUAUGGCUACUAGGCUCGAUGAAGUCAUGAGGGACAGAAACGUGAAGGUUUUAACGAUGGUGUUGGAUUUCUUGCGCGACGGCACCUUCGGCGAAUGCCACAGCCAGAGUGAGGCGUAUCGGACCGCGUGCCACAAAAUGUUCCCUUUAGCGACAGCCUUCAUGUCUCCCAGCAGCGACGAGGACAGUUGCUUUGCCCCCAUGAACCACAUGGCCAUCAAUCAUGAAGCGCUGACCAAUGAGAUUUGAAGCAGAAGGCGGGGCUUGCUCCUCCAAGGGAUCUUUUGGGAUCUUCCAGCCGGAUCUCUUCGGAACCUACUCAGCUGUCCAAUCCGGGAAACUGGAGGCAAAUCUGUUCCUUUUUUCCCCUCAGGAAGA